Molecule: messenger RNA, 2067 nt
Organism: Andrographis paniculata
Lineage: Eukaryota; Viridiplantae; Streptophyta; Magnoliopsida; Lamiales; Acanthaceae
Product: protein IQ-DOMAIN 5-like
Exons: 7
Coding region: 377-1642 (421 amino acids)
Molecular function (GO): protein binding
Source: RefSeq, a predicted model, not a curated record
UUGUUGGUUUGCGUUUCAGCAAGCAUUCAUCCGUUUCGGCAGGCAUUUGCUUCGCGUCCGUGAUGAGAUGAAUCUCUCAUCAAUCCUCAAUUUUUGCAUCCCAUCUCCGGAUCUCUCGUCGAUUUCUCAAUGCUCUGCCCUAAUUUUGUUCCAACUCAACUGUCACCUCUUAGCGGCUUCCCAAUCUUAAUGCCGUCUUUUGCAUUUUCCUGAAUUGGAAAGGAGUUCAGUCGCCGUUCGGUAAUUUGUUGGAUCGAAUCAUUGGUGCUGCGCAGCGGCUUCACGAUGUCGGCAAUUGAGAUUUUCUGAACCAGAAAGCUUCGAUUGAAGUUGUAGGUUUUCCUAUUGAAGUUGUUCGGUUGCAGGUCUGGAAAACAUGGGUGCCCCAAAGAAAUGGAUGAGAGCAUUGCUCGGUCUGAAGAGACCCGAUAAACCACAAUCCCCUGUGGCGGAAAUGAAUUGUUUUGGCUGCUCUCGCAAGAUUUGGCACCAAAGGAAGCACUCUGCUGAGAUUGAUAGUGCCAUACUUGAAAAUGGGUUGAAUCAAAAUCUCGUUACGGAGAUGGAAGAUGCUGUAGUAUCAAAUAUCCAGACAAUAACAAAUUCAGGCAACUUUCCAACUUCCCUUCAGGUGAAAAAUGCGGCUCACACAAAACAGAAUACAAGAGAGGAAUUGGCAGCCAUACUCAUUCAAGCGGCUUUUAGAGGAUUUCUGGCCAGACAAGCUUUACGUGCUCUAAAAGGGUUGGUGAAACUUCAAGCCCUUGUCCGUGGUCGUGCUGUGAGAAAGCAAGCAGCCAUCACUCUCCAAUGUAUGCAGGCUGUAGUUAGAGUUCAGGCUCGCGCCCGAGCAAGACGUGCUAAUAUACCAUUAGAGAAUCAAGGGCCGCAAGAUAAACCUCAACAACAGCAAAGACACAAGACUCAUGCUAAAGAAAUUGAAUACUACCAGGAUGGGUGGUGUGCCAGUGUUGGUUCUGUCGAAGAGAUUCAAGCCAAGUUAUUGAAAAGGAAAGAGGCAGCAGCCAAGCGUGAAAAAGCGCUGUCUUAUGCUUCAGCUUGCCAGCGGCAGGCAAGUCUGAGGCAGAAGGUGAAAUCCGACGGCAUCGAGCCAGAUAACAGUUACUGCAAUCACGACUCAUCUCAGAGAUGGGAAAAUCGCAACUUAGAUAUCAAAUUUGAUGGUGGUGGAAUGAAGGUUACACCGCCAUCACGUUCAACAAAUACUCCUCCUAUCCGGAGAGAUCCUAAAUGGAAUGUCGGAAAUGGAAGAAUGGUCCGUAGUUCGAGCAAUAACUCGGACACUUUGAACAUGAAAAAGGGCGAUGCUCCUUAUAAAGGUGGGCGUAACCCAUCCCCAAACAAGUCCUCUUAUAUGAAUGGAACGACAACCAUUGUUGGCUCAAGUCGAAGCUGUAAACCAGCUCGGAAAAGCUCGGCUGAGGAAGCCCCCUCAAGGCCUCCUCAUGUUGGCUCAAGAUCACAAAGUACACCUAAAGAAAGGAUCACUCCCGCCAGUGACCAGAGAAAGCGAUUCUCUCUCCCGGACAACAGGCAAGGGGUCGGGCCUCAACCAGCGCGGCAACUCAGCCAAGCUAAAAGGACUACCGCUCCGAAGGCCGGAAGGCCAAAACCCAAGUGAUUGGACAGACAGACAUGUAUGGAUCCCUCAGGCUGUUGUUACCUUCUCGGAAAAAAACAAGAAAAGCAUUCUGCAACAAGCUCUUGUAUGAUGGCGAGGUUGCGCGCAAAUGGAGACCAUGUUGCCAGAGAUGAGCUUGACCACAGGUAUGAUCGCUCGCUGCUAUCGACCGUAACGUAACGAAACUAAUCAAUGGGGGAUGAUGGGAAGCCAUUGUUGGCUUCUCCUUCAAUUUCUGCCUUAAGCUUGUGUUAUCCCUACCACUCAACACACACACACGCACGUGUGUGUGUGUGUGCAUGUAUAUAUUGUUACUAGAAAGAGCCGAGUUGUAGUUCCUGGGCUCUACUCUAUUGUAGGUUUCUAACACGAUGUUACCGAGGGUGUGUUUGCUAUCAAUUCUAAUGAUACAUUUUAUUUAUUUA